AUGACUAGCAACAUGACAGGCACCCACAAGCAGACAGAGGAAAUCCUUCGAACUUGGUUACAUAAUGUUGGAUUUGACCUUCAGCAGGCAGUCCGGCCAUUUCACACAAAACUUUACGCAGAGCUCGAAGAAUGGAUCCUUUCUAGGAAUCUCCAGGAGCACCAACUGAGUCGCAUCUGGAAGCUGUUGCCAACAUGUACUAGCGCCGCAGAUAAGUGGUAUCCGCAUGCUAGCCACCAGUUGAAACGAUAUAUUGCGCUUUACACCACUUUUCUUCUCUAUGUGGACGAUAAAGCAGAACAGGACCUUGAACAUAUCCUUGCCGAUCUUCGGAGAGUUUCAUCCGGUGCCCACAAAGGGCUCCACACUUUAAAGUGUGACGAUACUGUUAUUGAUAUGUGGUUGGAGCUCGUUGCUACUGAAACUGGAACGUAUGGCCCAUACUCAACUGGGGUCAUUACUAAAGGCCUAGUUGAUUUCAUGCUGGGGAAUAUAGUCGAAGCAGAUGUUGCUGUAGCCCUGAAGCUUCCAGCAAAAUUUGGACGAAGAGCAUCCAAAUUUGUACGCGACAAGACCGGGGCUGGGGAAGUUUACGCCCAUUUCAUAUUUCCUGAGCGCCUUGCAGAAGAAAAUGGGCACUUGCCGACCUAUGUCCCCUUUAUUGCAUGUAUGCUGGACAUCAUUGACGAUGUGAACGAUAUCCUAUCAUUCUUUAAGGAGUCCGUGGUUGGAACUGAGAUCAAUACGAAUAUCAUGAACAGAGCUCGUACCUCAUGUUACAGCCCUCAUGAUAUACUACAGCAAAUUUGCAGGGAAACAGCCGAGACCAUGUAUGUUGUCAGUACCGCAUUUGGAGAACAAGAUGUUGCCGGGAAACUUUGGAAGGAUUUUAUUAAUGGCUAUAUUAUAUGGCACAUUUGUGAGGACCGAUAUCGGCUGAAAGAAAUUGGGCUCACGAUGUGA
This is a messenger RNA of Penicillium verrucosum, 963 nucleotides long. RefSeq names its product isoprenoid synthase domain-containing protein. Gene Ontology annotation, molecular function: carbon-oxygen lyase activity, acting on phosphates. The transcript has a single exon. Bases 1 to 963 code for a protein of 320 amino acids. Lineage: Eukaryota; Fungi; Ascomycota; Eurotiomycetes; Eurotiales; Aspergillaceae. The record is from RefSeq and is a predicted model, not a curated record.